GGAGAAGUCGGUCCAGGUGGAGAACGCGCAAGAACCUGACAUCGUAACCCGUCUCCGUUCGUUUCACAGCUCAGCACAUCAUUUUUAUUUUAUCUUUAUUUAAAAACUAAAUUACACACCAAACCAAAAACACGCACGACGCUUUCCACUUUAGCAGCAUUUAAUUCAACAUCUAACGUGCUUGUCAAUUUAUUACCCAAACCAAAAUUUGUCACGCAAUGGUGGGAGUGAUCGGCGCCGCAAAAGCGACGGCGAAUGUGCUGGAAGAUCUGAUAGAGAGCGCCGGCGGCUGCGCCGUCGUGGACGGGGGUUUCGCCACCCAGCUCGAGAAACACGGCGCCUCCAUUAAUGAUCCUCUGUGGAGCGCACUUUGUCUUAUCAAAGACCCUCAUUUAAUUAACAGGGUUCAUUUGGAGUAUUUGGAAGCAGGUGCUGAUGUUAUAGUAACGUCGUCGUAUCAGGCGACUAUACCAGGAUUUGUAUCCAGGGGAUUGUCCACAGAGGAAGCAGAGUCAUUGCUUACUAAAAGUGUGAAAAUUGCCACCGAGGCCCGAGACAAGUUUUGGGCCUCGGCAAAGCGGAGAUCUGUAGGUAAGUACAACCGGGCUCUGGUUGCAGCCUCUAUUGGGAGCUAUGGUGCCUAUCUUGCAGAUGGUUCUGAGUACAGUGGGAACUAUGGUCCAAAAGUAACUUUGGAGAAAUUAAAGGAUUUUCAUAGGAGGAGGCUUCAAGUUCUUGUGAAAGCAGGCCCAGAUUUGCUUGCUUUUGAGACCAUUCCUAACAAACUAGAAGCUCAGGCUUGUGUUGAGUUGCUCGACGAAGAAAAUGUCGAGAUACCAUCUUGGAUUUGCUUUAGCUCUGUGGACGGUGAAAAUGCUCCUUCAGGUGAAAGCUUUGAGGAAUGCCUCGAAAUAAUCAACAAGAGCAGUAUUGUACGCGCGGUUGGAAUAAAUUGUGCUCCGCCCCAUUUUAUUCUGAACCUAAUCCACAGAUUCAAAGAGUUGACUAGUAAAGCAAUUGUUGUAUACCCCAAUAGUGGCGAGAUAUGGGAUGGAGUCGCUAAAAGAUGGCUGCCAUCAAAAUGUUUUGAUGACGAUAAAUUCGAGAUAUUUGCCGGAAAAUGGAGGGAUGCCGGAGCCCAAAUCAUUGGUGGUUGCUGCCGGACAACGCCAUCUACUAUUCAGGGGAUUUCUGAAGUUCUGAAGGAAGGAAAGUGGUUGCACCUCACUAUCUAUCUGCUCUGGGAAAUUUGGAAGGCUAGAAAUUGCUGGACUUUCCAACAGCUCUUGUGCUGUUGUGUUAAUACUCUUGUUGAGCUGUUGAUUGAAGUAGGAUAUGGUGUUGAUUACUAUUGUGGUGUUUUGAGCUUUGAUGAUGCUUUGAGGGUUGCUUGGGUGUUUCUUGUUCUGUAUCUUGCUGUUUGUGGGCUGGUUCUUUUGAGCUUCAUAGAAGAUCCUUUCAAGUUGGAUGCUGGUUUCUUCAAGAUUCUGCCUGUGAUCCCAUUAGUGAUGCUUUAUUUUGUUUUGUAUAGUUGGUGUCAACUAGGCCAUGUAGGGCAGUGGUUGUCACUUUGUUUUCAUUUAGACUGUCGCUGUCGACAGCAGGGUAUGGUGUCUCAACUCUCCGGGCUCAUUGCGUCGUCUUUGCCAGGAGUUGUUCUCUAUACUCUUUUUCUUAGUAGGAUGUAG
Messenger RNA from Striga asiatica, 1688 nucleotides. Lineage: Eukaryota; Viridiplantae; Streptophyta; Magnoliopsida; Lamiales; Orobanchaceae. The record is from the annotation of a GenBank genome assembly.